This is a messenger RNA of Striga asiatica, 1796 nucleotides long. Lineage: Eukaryota; Viridiplantae; Streptophyta; Magnoliopsida; Lamiales; Orobanchaceae. The record is from the annotation of a GenBank genome assembly.
CAUCAUUUCACCAUAAAGCAGUAUACUAAUUUUAGCUUUAUUACGAAUAUUCUAUGAACAAUUAGCAGCUUAACGACGGCAAUCAUCACAAAAUCAAUAAAAUCUUUAUUUAUUAAUAUUUUCUGCACUCAAACCAAGCAACCGGUUGAAGAAACUACGCGUUUUUUCACAUAUAUAUCGCGCACAAAAGGCAAUUUCUUGAAGCAUAAUCCAAUUGCCCUCUUUCUAAUUUCCUCCAAGAAAAGUGAUUAUAGAAACGAAAUUCAAGAUUUCAUAAGGAGUUUUCAUGGCCGGCAGUGAAGAGGCAAUGGAGGUGGAAGAUUCUAACGGCUAUUCGUACGGAAAUAAGGUUAAGCUGAGGCUCAAAGAUCCGUCUAAGAAAGUAGCUCAGACAAAGGAGAUGCUGUCCAAACAAGCAGUUCAGACCAAAGAGAUUUUAUCCAAACAAGCCGUUAAGAUCGCUAAACAGGCCGAGGAGCACGAGAGGUUCAUCAACAAGGUGACGCAUUUGCUGGGUGUUCUUGGAUUUGGAGGCUUCUGCUUUAUUUUGGGUGCAAGGCCCCAGGAUGUUCGGUAUCUGUAUUGCUUGUUCUAUGUAAUUUUCGUCCCACUUAGGUGGAUUUAUUACCGAUACAAGAAAUGGCACUAUUAUCUUCUGGACUUUUGCUAUUAUGCAAACACGAUAUUCUUGAUCAUGCUCCUCUGUUAUCCUAGAAAUGAGAAGCUUUUCAUGGUUUGCUUCUCGUUUGCAGAGGGGCCAUUGGCAUGGGCACUAAUCGUUUGGCGGUGUAGCUUGGUCUUCAAUUCUAUGGACAAAAUCGUGAGCGUCUUUAUACAUCUCCUGCCUGGAUUGGUUUUCUUCACAAUCCGUUGGUGGGACCCAGUGUUUUUCGAAGCAAUGCAUCCCGAGGGCACGGCUCGCAGGGCAUCGUGGCCCUACGUAGAAAGCAAGUCAUACCUGUGGACAUGGCUUUUCUUUGUUCCUUUAGCUGCUUACCUUUUAUGGCAGUUUCUUUAUUUCCUAAUUGUGAACGUGCUACGCAGACAGAGACUGCUUCGAGAUCCAGAAGUUAUGACUUCAUACAGGGAGCUCUCUAAAAAAGCACAGAAGGCAAACAACAUUUGGUGGCGCCUAAGUGGGUUGCUCGGGGACCAAAACCGAUUGUUCAUGUACAUUCUGUUUCAGGCUAUGUUCACUGUAGCCACAACAGCACUUACGGUUCCAAUUUUCUUGUCCUAUGAAUUACACGCCACUUUUCAAGUGCUUAAAGCCUCUGCAACUGUAUGGAACGGCGGUAAUUUCUUACUAGAAGUCAUGCCAAGGCAAGUCAUUCUCAAAGAAAAGAAGAAAACCGAGAUCCCGCGUGUGCCUGUUGAGGAUCGGGUCAACCAGUCGGUGAACGAGAACACGGUAAAAUCGGACGAUUCUUGUGAGGUUAUAGAAUCAUUGGCCACAGUGCAUGAAGAUUAAGAUUUGUGGAAAGGUUGGUCUUUUGGUUUGCUGUAUGCUGAAAACUUGUUGGCUGAUUUAGUUGGUUUGUUGUUUGUUUUACAUGAUUUUACUUGUUUACUUGGAGCCUUUUGCAUGCUAAUCAGAUGAUUUGUUGUGUUAGAUUGAGUUCAAUCUUUAGUCUAGGUGAAAAGAUAUGUGAAUUAUGCUUUAUUUUACAGUAGUCAAUACUUGUGAAUAUCAAAGUUGUGCUGGUAAAUCUUGUUUUGUUUGGGGAACACUUGAAGAUGUUAUUUUGAACAGAUAGUUUAGGGGUUGCUUGGAUAUAAGUUUAUUUGUUUUUGGA